GCCGCUGAUUGGCGGAAGCGAGGCGAGCGACAGCGUGAUGACGUUGAGGGACGCUGGCGCGCGGGAUUUAAACUUCGGCGGUUUACGCGGCGUUAGGACUUCGUAAGACUGGCGGAGUUGGGGUUUUCUGGCGUUUCGCGGUUCUCUUCCCGGCGCCCCUGCCUGCUCAUGGACUCGUCGCUUCAGGCUCGCCUGUUCCCUGGUCUCUCCAUCAAGAUCCAACGUAGUAACGGCUUAAUUCACAGUGCCAAUGUAAGGACUGUAAACUUGGAGAAAUCCUGUGUUUCGGUGGAAUGGACAGAAGGAGGAGCCACAAAGGGCAAAGAGAUUGAUUUUGAUGAUGUGACUGCAAUAAACCCAGAACUCUUGGAGCUCCUCCCCUUACAACCCAAGGACAAUCUGCCCCUGCAGGAGAAUGUGACGGGUCAGAAACAAAAACGCAGAUCAAUCAACUCCAAAAUUCCUGCUCCAAAGGAAGGUCUCCGGGGCCGCUCGACUCGCAUGUCCACCAUCUCCGAGGCUCGCGUCCCCGCUCAGGAGAAUGAAAUGGAGGUGGAGCCGCCUGCGUCCGCACCUUCCCGCAGGCAGUUCUCAGUUCCCGCCGGCCUCCCCAGGUUCUCCUGCCCUGCAGUGACUGAAAUACCAUUGACGAUGGCCAGCGCGGAGGGGGAAGAGCAAGUCCACUCCACCCGAGGCAGCUCUUCUGCAAACCCCGUGAACUCAGUUCGGAGGAAAUCAUGCAUUGUGAAGGAAAUGGAAAAAAUGAAGAACAAGAGAGAAGAGAAGAGGGCCCAGAACUCUGAAAUGAGGAUAAAGCGAGCUCAGGAGUAUGACAACAGCUUUCCAAACUGGGAAUUUGCCCGGAUGAUUAAAGAAUUCCGGGCUACGUUGGACUGUCAUCCACUCACUGUGACGGAUCCUAUCGAAGAGCACAGGAUAUGUGUCUGCGUUCGAAAACGUCCGCUAAAUAAACAAGAAUUGGCCAAGAAAGAAAUCGACGUGAUUUCCGUUCCUAGCAAGUGUGUCCUCCUGGUACAUGAGCCCAAGUUAAAGGUAGACUUGACCAAGUAUCUGGAGAACCAGGCGUUCUGCUUUGACUUCGCAUUUGAUGAAACAGCUUCAAAUGAAGUCGUCUACAGGUUCACAGCAAGGCCCCUGGUACAGACAAUCUUUGAAGGGGGAAAAGCAACCUGUUUUGCAUAUGGCCAGACAGGAAGUGGCAAGACUCAUACGAUGGGGGGAGGCCUCUAUGGAAAAGCCCAGAGCGCGUCCAAAGGGAUCUAUGCCAUGGCCUCCCAGGACGUCUUCCUCCUGAAGAGUCAGCCCCGCUACCGGAGCCUGGGCCUGGAAGUCUACGUGACGUUCUUCGAGAUCUACAACGGGAAGCUGUUUGACUUGCUCAACAAGAAGGCCAAGCUGCGCGUGCUGGAGGACGGCAAGCAGCAGGUGCAGGUGGUGGGGCUGCAGGAGCACCUGGUGAGCUGUGCUGACGACGUCAUCAAGAUGAUUGACAUAGGCAGCGCCUGCAGGACCUCUGGGCAGACAUUUGCCAACUCCAACUCUUCCCGCUCCCACGCCUGCUUCCAGAUUCUUCUUCGAGCCAAAGGAAGAGUGCACGGCAAGUUCUCUUUGGUGGAUCUGGCCGGGAAUGAGCGAGGUGCGGACACGUCCAGCGCUGAUAGGCAGACCCGCAUGGAGGGUGCAGAAAUCAACAAGAGUCUCCUGGCUCUGAAGGAGUGCAUCCGGGCCCUGGGACAGAACAAGGCUCACACUCCUUUCCGCGAGAGCAAGCUGACGCAGGUGCUGAGGGACUCCUUCAUCGGGGAGAACUCGAGGACCUGCAUGAUUGCCAUGAUCUCGCCAGGCAUAAGCUCCUGUGAAUAUACCUUAAAUACACUAAGAUACGCGGACAGGGUCAAGGAGCUGAGCCCGCACAGUGGGCCCAGUGGGGAGCAGCCCGUUCAGAUGGACACCGAAGACAUGGAAGCCAGCUCCAACGGGGCCCUGAGCACAGGCGACUUCUCCAAGGAAGAGGAGGAGCUCUCUUCCCAGAUCUCCAGCUUCAAUGAAGCCAUGACUCAGAUCAGGGAGCUGGAGGAGAGGGCCGUGGAAGAGCUCAAGGAGAUUAUACAGCAAGGGCCAGGCUGGCUGGAGCUCUCCGAGAUGACUGAGCAGCCAGACUACGACCUGGAGACCUUUGUGAACAAAGCAGAGUGUGCCCUGGCCCAGCAAGCCAAGCACUUCUCAGCCCUGCGAGAUGUCAUCAAGGCCUUGCGCCUGGCCAUGCAGCUGGAAGAGCAGGCCAGCAAACAAAUAAGCAGCAAGAAACGGCCCCAGUGACGACUGCAAAUAAAGAUCUGUUUGGUGUCACACCCAGCUUUUUCCCUCCCCUUCCCUCCCCAGUGAACUCUGGGCACCUGGUGGGUCAAGUAAGGGUCUGAGCUGGGACAGGCCUUGGUAAAUGCCAAGUGUUGGGGCAGCUGGGGAGGGGUCAGGGUGCAUUGGACACCACCUCCCUUUUCCUCCGUGUAGCCCUGAAGAGAACAAGGAUGGAAGGAGGAGCUUUUAGUUGCCCACGUGCCCUCCUUCUCUCCAAGAGGGGAAGGCUCUGCGGCAUAGUGUCCCCACGGCAGCAGAGGACUGGCCCAUAAGGACUGGCUGCUGGGGGAGUUCUCGCUGGGUUGUCCAGGCUCUGGGGAGAGGGAAGGAGCCUUUAGUUCAGCUCUGCUGACCCUGGCCUGCCUUCCACACCCUUGGUCUGGGCACUAAAUGUCUUAUACUUUAAAAGAAGUUUCUGGGACCUCUUCCUUAUUUGUGUUUUUUUUUGAGGCCCCAAAGGAUCCCUGCUAUUUUCUGUUUUAUGUGUUUAUACAUUGCGUCUAACAAUAAAGAGAAAAGAAUCAGCCUGG
Messenger RNA from Sus scrofa (pig), 2909 nucleotides. RefSeq names its product kinesin family member 2C (gene KIF2C). Gene Ontology annotation, biological process: microtubule-based movement; microtubule depolymerization. Gene Ontology annotation, molecular function: ATP binding; microtubule binding; microtubule motor activity. The record is from RefSeq and is a predicted model, not a curated record. Gene Ontology annotation, cellular component: microtubule. NCBI's taxonomy places the organism in Eukaryota, Metazoa, Chordata, Mammalia, Artiodactyla, Suidae.